UUGAACCAUUUCUCGUGGGCUCAGAAAAUGUGGGGAUGAAUCAUUUGUCUGCUGCAUGAGGACAAUCUAGCAGAGGACUCUUCACCUUCUCGCUUCACCCCUAACCACCUCUGAUGACUGUGCAGACUGACAAGAGGACUCUAGCCCUUUCCAUUGUACCUGGCAGGGAAGUACAAGGGAAGGUUACAUCCUUUCACCCCAAGCACCAUUGGUCUUUGUCUUCAUUUCUGGAGCAUCUGCAGGCCCAGCCUACUCUGAGGAUGCUGGUGUUAGUCAACAAGAAUGAGCUUCAAGUGCUGAAGAAAGAGCUGAGGAGCUGCUUCCCUGAAUCUCUAAAGGUCCAUGGGGCUGUGCUGAACGUGUGUCGGGGAAACGCUUUCCAUCAGGAGAUACUGGUAGAUUCCUGGCCCAGCUUCCGAGUGGUCAUUGCACGGCUCCAGAGAGAGAAAGUGCCUUCAGAAAUGAACUAUUUUACCCAAUCUUGUGCAGUUUUCUAUAAGGACCUGGAUGCCUAUGAGAAAUUGGUGGAAGAUUCUGAUGCCAUUGAUUGGAAACAAGAAUUCUUACUUCAGGGUCUGCAGGAUGGUGUGUAUCAGACAUCUCAAAACCUAGCAGCUGCCAAGCAUUUCUCCGCAAAGCUGGUGACUCGGACCCAGGUUUUUGUUGUGCAGAAACCCUUGAAUUUGUCUUCUUCCACACCCACGUCAGGAUCAGAGCUGAAACUCUCAUCACUCAACACCACUCAUGCUCCCCUGCUGAAUGAGACCUGGAGUGUAGGCGGCAAUGAGCUGAGUCUCUGCUAUCUGACUCAGCUAAUUGACUGCUUCCCUAGUAGUUGCCUUCUGGAUGCUGGAGGAUGUCCUAUCUCUUGGGUCCUGCUGGAUCAAUUUGGGUGCCUGACCCAUGCUUACACCAUGCCAGCGCACCGUGGCAAAGGCUACAUUCAGCUGGUGAUAGCAGCACUAGGCAGGAAGCUACAGAGCCUCAAUUACCCAGUCUAUGGUGAUGUCCUGGAAAACAACACAUCAAUGCAGAGAGCCCUACAAUGCCUUGAAGCCAACUUUACUAGUUGCUUUCUAUCCUAUGACCUGCAUACACCCAUUUCUCUGCUGUGACAGGCUCUUCAAAAGCUCUGUCAGUAGAAAAUAAACCAGUGGUAGUAGAAACA
Lacerta agilis (Sand lizard) is the source of this 1168-nucleotide messenger RNA. Its product is annotated as glycine N-acyltransferase-like protein 3. Gene Ontology annotation, molecular function: glycine N-acyltransferase activity. The transcript has 6 exons. Bases 114 to 1115 code for a protein of 333 amino acids. The record is from RefSeq and is a predicted model, not a curated record. Gene Ontology annotation, cellular component: mitochondrion. Lineage: Eukaryota; Metazoa; Chordata; Lepidosauria; Squamata; Lacertidae.